CUAGCUUCCGUUAGCUUGUUAGCCGGGAUGACACCCACAGGAAUGUCGAGCAGCUGAAAGGAGUUAGUUAGACAAUUAAAUGUGGACACGCGUUAACACCUCCGCUAAAGAAACAAGUAGAGAACCAAGCAAAUACGAGCAGCGGAUGGCCUCGGCAGUACGUGUGGUGGGACCUACAUAAAGAGAGGAACACCCUUCCGAACCUCUGAAUGAGUAAUGAAUUUGAACCCCUUCUGGAGCAUGUCUGCCAACACAAGUCGCAAGCAGAGACCCGACAAUGAGGAACAAAGCGGUCACGGGGAGCAGAGAGCCAGCCCAGCCCGGCUGUCCUUGGGCAAAAAGCAGCUUCCACCCAUUCCAAAGAAUGCCACCCCCAUUACCAAGCCUGCUUCAUCGGGCACUCCAGCACAGUCAGCCAAUGGAACACAUGCCUCCUACGGCCCCUUUUAUCUGGAGUACUCUCUCCUGGCUGAGUUCACACUCGUGAUCAAGCAGAAACUCCCUGGAAUUUAUGUUCAACCAUCCUACAAGUCCGCUCUAAUGUGGUUUGGGGUCAUAUUCAUCAGACAUGGCUUGUACCAGGAUGGAGUCUUCAAAUUCACUGUGUAUAUUCCAGAUAACUAUCCAGAUGGAGAGUGUCCCAAAUUAGUAUUUGACAUCCCAGUCUUCCACCCUCUUGUGGACCCCGUGUCUGGAGAGCUUGAUGUCAGAAGAGCUUUCACCAAAUGGAGACGAAAUCACAACCACAUCUGGCAAGUCCUGAUGUACGCACGUACAAUUUUCUACAAGAUCAAUACCACGGAACCACUCAACCCAGAGGCUGCUGUGCUAUAUGAAAAGGAUGUGCAGUUGUUCAAAAGCAAAGUGGUGGAUAGUGUGAAACUAUGCAACAGUCAUCUUUUUGACCACCCCAAGAUAGAUGAUCCCUACGCAAUAAGUUUUUCUCCAUGGAACCCAGCAGUUCAUGAGGAAGCAAAAGAGCGCAUGUUCACAUGCAAAAGACGGCCUGAGGAUCACCACAAGGGAAUGCAGGUGUCAGGGCUGUCUUGGGUGAAGCCUGGAUCGACGCAGCCAUUCAGCAAAGACGACAGUCCCCCCCAGAGCUGAACCUGCACUGUCGCUUCAGUGGCCACUAGAGGGAAGCACAAGCACCGGAUGCCGUGCCACUGGCUUUCCUCAGCUGUCUUGUGUGAACUGGAUCCUCGGAACCGUUGGGAGAACUUCAUAUAAAAUCUCCAUGUUAUUGCUCAGCUUUAAGCUUUGUAGGCAUCUCCUCAAACAGCUUUAGAAUAAGGAAACAAAGUUUGUAUCAUAUGUAAAUCGACAAAGACAAAUGGAUGUCUCGGCAACAUCAUGUAGGCUGUGAUGCAAUCAAAGAGCUUUUCUCAUUUCGACUUUGGGAUCCAUGCACAGGUUGGGCUUGGUGAUAUCAUGCUGUCCCAAAAGGAGUUGACAAGUAUGAGCAAAGUGAUUUGCCUUCAUACAGUGAGUAAUAGUGGACUAUGAUCUUGUUCCGCUUGUUGAAACUGGCUCAGGACUGUUUUAUUAUGUCAGACUUGGAAUGUUUGUUGUCACAGGUGGUGAGAGAAACUUCCUGAUUACCACCUCUCCCAAUACCCAAUUAGGUUGAUAUGUUUUAUAUUUGUUUCUUAUUGGAUGAUUUCUUUUAAAUUCUACUGUCUGUCUUCUAUUGUCUUACAUAGUUCCUAAUAUAUAUAAGAAGCAGAACAGGCAAAUAUGGUUUCAAAAUGAGAUACUAAAUGAAUAAGUUUGUAUUUUAUUUUGUCUGAUUCAAAUCAUUUUGAAUGUUUUAUGUACCUUUGGCUCUUGGUUAUUAAAGGUUUGAUGUGUAAAUACUGGAUGCUGUGCUAAGGUUUGACUUUAAGAGGCAUGUCUGCAUCAAGGCUUUGGUUUUAUUAUUUUUAUUAGAAUAUAUUUUGGGUAAAUAUUUUCCAAAUGUUAAUUGAGCACCCUUUCAGAUCUGUACUUAAAGUCAAUAUGGUUUCUGCAGGAAACCAACACACUAGGUGUAAAGGAUUCAUAUAUAUUUUGAUAAUAUUGUGUUAUUAGCAGCACAGAUGAAGAUAAAUUCUUCAAGGAUAACCCCCCGGUUUGCCAGACUAAAGUCACUUUGUGUGACAUCUCCUGAAGUGGCUAAUAUUGUUACACUUACUAUACUGGGGGGGCAUUUUAAGAUUAUUGGGAACCCCCUCUUAUAAAAUACUCUAUUAGAAUAGCAGACAUGGAAUGCUGAAACCUGUUGGAUUUAUUUUUAGCUGCUGUGAAAGGAACAUAUGUAACAGAAUCUCAGUGUGCUUCACACGUGGCCACACUGGCUGUAGGAAUCCUCAGACGAGUUCUAAUGUGGUCUGUAUGGGACGGUUCCUCCACCGGUUUGUGAAAGAUAUUGCUGCAUAGAUGACAUUAGAUUGAAAUGCUUUUCUCUGAAGUCAAUAAAAAUGAUCAAAAAAAGUCCA
Molecule: messenger RNA, 2477 nt
Organism: Limanda limanda (common dab)
Lineage: Eukaryota; Metazoa; Chordata; Actinopteri; Pleuronectiformes; Pleuronectidae
Gene: aktip
Product: akt interacting protein
Exons: 10
Coding region: 217-1107 (296 amino acids)
Source: RefSeq, a predicted model, not a curated record